AUGUGGGUGGUGUGGCAUGUAGCUGCUGUGUGCGUGGUGGUCGUGUGUAGCAGCAGCCAAGAGACAAACACGGUCCUCCGGGUGACCAAGGAUGUGCUGAGCAAGGCCAUCUCGGGCACGCUGCAGCAGAGCAACGCUCUUCACUCGGCCCUGCGAGAAUUGCCCACGGGUGUUGGUGGUGUCCCCUACAAUGACUUCCAUUUCCGGGAGCGUCCCCCCCAAUACACUAAUGGCAAACAGCUUGGUGGAAAUUACAAAUAUGGUCACAUUGAGAGUAAUGACAACUCCGCUCAGCUGGGCGGCAAAUACCGCUAUGGCGAGAUCCUAGAGUCAGACGGCAGUGUCAGAGACCUGCGGCGCGGGGACGAGAGCGCCCCUGGCGGCCACCCGGGCCGGUACCGGUACCGGUCUGCAGAGGACAGGGUCCGCAGGCGCCGGGAGCUGCGGCCAGGGGAGAUCCCCGCGGGGGUGGCCACCGGGGCGCUCGGCUCUGGCGGCUUGCUGGGCUCUGGGGGCAUCCUAGCCAAUGAGGGCAUCCUGGGGAGCCAAGGCGGCCUGCUCGGCGGAGGUGGUGCCCUCGGCGAGGGAGGCCUGCUCGGAAACGGAGGCCUCCUGGGGCUGCUCGGCGAAGGUGGCCUCAUCAGCACUGUGCAGGGUAUCACCGGGCUGCGCAUCAUGGAGCUGACCCUGCCCCGGGUGUCCGUGCGGCUCCUGCCUGGUGUGGGUGUUUACCUGAACCUGUACACCCGUGUGGCCAUCAGCGGGAAGAGUCUCAUUGGUUUCCUGGACAUCUCAGUGGAGGUGAACAUCUCAGCCAAGGUCCGGCUGACCAUGGACCGCACCGGUUAUCCACGGCUGGUCAUCGAGAGGUGUGACACCCUACUGGGGGGCAUCAAAGUCAAGCUGCUGCGAGGGCUUCUCCCUAACGUUGUGGACAACUUAGUAAACCGAGUCCUGGCCAACGUGCUCCCUGACUUGCUCUGCCCUAUCGUGGAUGUGGUGCUGGGUCUCGUCAAUGACCAGUUGGGUCUCGUGGACUCUCUGAUUCCACUGGGCAUUCUGGGAAGUGUGCAGUAUACAUUCUCCAGCCUUCCGUUGGUGACCGGCGAGUUCCUGGAGCUGGACCUCAACACUCUGGUUUCGGAAGCAGGAGGAGAUCUCAUUGACUACCCCUUGGGCCGGCCUGCUAUGUCACCCAGACCACAGAUGCCAGAGCUGCCCCCCAUGGGCGACAACACCAACUCUCAGUUGGGCAUCUCAGCUAACUUCCUGGGCAAGGUGCUGACUAUGUUGCAGAAGGAAGGGGCCCUAAACAUCGACAUCACCGACGGCAUGUUUGAUGAGCUUCCUCCGCUUACCACGUCCACGCUUGGGGCCCUGAUUCCCAAGGUGUUCCAGCAGUACCCUGAGUCCCGCCCGCUCACCAUCAGGAUCCAGGUGCCCAACCCGCCAUCAGUGACGCUGCAGAAGGAUAAGGCAUUGGUGAAGGUGUUUGCCACCUCCGAGGUCGUGGUCUCUCAGCCCAAUGAUGUUGAGACCACCAUCUGCCUCAUUGAUGUGGACACCGACCUCUUGGCCUCAUUUUCUGUGGAAGGGGAUAAGCUGAUGAUUGACACCAAGCUGGACAAGACCAACCUCAACCUUAGAACCUCAAAUGUGGGCAACUUUGAUGUGAGCCUCUUGGAGGUGCUGGUUGAGAAGAUUUUUGACCUGGCAUUUAUGCCUGCAAUGAAUGCUGUGCUGGGUUCUGGGGUCCCUCUCCCCAAAAUCCUCAGCAUCGACUUCAGCAAUGCAGACAUCGAUGUCUUGGAGGACCUGCUGGUGCUGAGCACAUGAGUGACAAAGGCAGAGAUGCGGUCUGAAGGAACCAGAACCAGCCCUGGAGAGGCCUGGCCUGCACACAGUCCUUGGGCCUGGGUCUCUUCCGCCUCCAGGACAGGC
Messenger RNA from Octodon degus (degu), 1941 nucleotides. RefSeq names its product BPI fold containing family B member 4 (gene Bpifb4). Bases 1 to 1836 code for a protein of 611 amino acids. NCBI's taxonomy places the organism in Eukaryota, Metazoa, Chordata, Mammalia, Rodentia, Octodontidae. The transcript has 16 exons. The record is from RefSeq and is a predicted model, not a curated record. Gene Ontology annotation, molecular function: lipid binding.